AUGAUUCACAGACAUGCUUUUGAAGCUCUAGAACGAACGGUGAAAGAUCUCAUGAAUGAGAGAAAGGACAAGACAAAGGAAAAAGUGUUUGGUGGAAAAACUCUUCUAUUUGGAGGAGACUUUAGACAUAUAUUACCGGUAAUUCGUGGUGGAAGCCGAGAAAAUAUUGUCGAUGCUUCUAUUAGUAGGUCAAGGUUAUGGAAACAUUUCCAUGUAUUUGAGUUGUCUGAGAACAUGCGGUUGUUGAAUGGAAAUUGUAAUUCUGCUGAAAAACAAUCAAUAUCCGAAUUCAACAAGUGGAUUUUGGAUCUUGGGGAUGAAAAACUACCAGCAAAAGCAAUAGAGGGUGAAGACGAUGAGCCAACUUGGAUUAAGAUACCCGAUGACCUGUUGAUUGAGAGUGGUAAAGAGCACGUCUUUCUAAGUUUUGAUUCAAUUAGUCCACAGUCGUACGAUUUUGAAAAUGCAGAGCUGUUAUACAACCAGGAAUAUCUGAAUAGUCAGAAACUAUCAGGAGUACCUAAUCAUGUGCUUCGAUUGAAGCUUAAUGUACCAGUAAUGCUUACAAGAAAUAUAAAUCCAAGUGCGGGUCUUUGCAACGGUACAAGACUUAUUGUUACCAGGAUCAUGGCAAGAACUAUUCAAGUUAAGAUUAUAACUGGAAGUGCUGCUGGUCAGAGUGCUGUAAUUUCAAGAAUAGUCAUACAACCAACAGAGACGCACCUGCCUUUUAUCCUGAGAAGGGUGCAGUUUCCUAUUAAAGUAUGUUUCUCAACGACAAUUAACAAGAGCCAGGUCCAGAGCAUCGACAAUGUAGGGAUCUAUCUUCCGAACCCAAUUUUCUGUGAUGGACAACUCUAUGUUGCAGUCUCCAGAACAACUAGCCGAAGUGGAUUGAAAAUUCAAAUUGAUAAGACAAAGGAUAUCGUACCAAAAGGGUAUACUCAGAAUGUGGUGUACAGGGAAAUAUUCACAAAUUCACACCAGAAGCAUAAAACACACCAGAUCCAGGAAAUUUCAUCUGAUAGGAGUCACUUGGAAGGGGAUCAAGAAACCGAUGAAGAAAUGACACCAUCGAUCGAAGAUAGUGGUGAAGAAUUCUCGGCAUUCAACAAUACAAUGAUCGAAGAUAGUGGUGACGAAUUCUCGACAUUCAACAAUAUAGUGAUCGAAGAUAGUGGUAGUGAAAAAGGAGAUCAAGAGAGUGAUGAAGAAAUGGCAUUGUUUGUCGAAGAUAGUGAUGACGAAUAUUAG
This is a messenger RNA of Papaver somniferum (opium poppy), 1254 nucleotides long. RefSeq names its product ATP-dependent DNA helicase PIF1-like. The record is from RefSeq and is a predicted model, not a curated record. Lineage: Eukaryota; Viridiplantae; Streptophyta; Magnoliopsida; Ranunculales; Papaveraceae. Gene Ontology annotation, molecular function: DNA helicase activity. The transcript is spliced from 3 exons. Gene Ontology annotation, biological process: DNA repair; telomere maintenance. Bases 1 to 1254 code for a protein of 417 amino acids.